UUUAAUUAUAGCUGGCAAGAGAGAUGUUUGGCUGGAAUGUCAAGACCUAGAUAAGAGCAGCUGUACUCCUGCUAUCAGGCCCUCUGAGAUACAGCACUGUAGCCCUGCGGCUGUACAGCUUCAAGCUCUUUUCCUCUCUUUUCAUUUCAGCUCAGGUGGAUUUGAUCUCUUUUUUGUGUUUUGUUGUGGUGACAGGCAGACUUGUGAACAUGCGCUUGCUGAGUCUCGCUCUUGUCACACCAACACACUGAAAACAUGGUGGCUCUGGGGGACCCCAGGGUGGUGCGCUACCCCCACUUCACCCCCUGAGACAUCACUGCUGCCGACCCAGACAUCAAGGAGCAAGGAAAGGCUGAUUCUGCGCUGUAAAGUAGAAAGAAGAAAUGCAAUGGCUCAGCUGUUCAUACCUGAAGAAGAGAUUCAUCUAAGAGGAAUUAGAAGUGGAACAUAAGAACUAGCUUUCACUUGUUCCUUUGCAGCCAGCACACACUCUCAAACGCAGAUGCAUCACUGUAUCCAAGCUCCAGUGCAGAGUCCUUCCUUCAGUAUACCCUGGACGGAUCCUUGUUCAGUGCUUUUUAUUGAACCUUAUUUGGAUGUUCUUUAUCCAGUUGAUCUGCAACCCAGAGCUUUCCCCUGCUCACCAGUUCAAGCAUGCUGUAUUCACUUUUUAUGCCUCACCCAUUCAAUCUGUAGCUCUGCUUUCCAAACGUGUCUGCUGCGCUCUGUGUCUGCCUUGUCCCGACAGAUCUGUUUUCUGUGGGCCAUUUCAGAUCCUGCCCUUGCUGGUUCUGCAUUCAUCUUCCCUGGAAGUCUAGGAACUGGUAGUUAUUGCCAGUUUGCUUUCAAGUUCCAGAGAUGGUCAAAGCUUCAAGGAUAAAACAAAAUAAUGUGAUUAAUUCAUCUCCUGCCUGAGGUCUCUUUCCUUACAAGGAAGGACCCAGUUAUGACCGUUACUUGGACAUUCGAGGUCCUGAAAGGAGCAGGAGUGUGGUUUGUGGGGUCAGUCUUUAAGCUGUGUUGACAUUCAGCCCCUUAGUGAGCCUCUAGUUGAGUCAGUCCAGUGCCCCAGAGAGCCAGCGCCCCAGCAGGCAGGAUGGAGAAGAAAAGUCCCCAGCUCCACCCAUUAUUGAGGCUGUGGAACAAAGUGUUCACAUCUCUUCCCCCCAGCACUGCCAGCAGAUCCCGUCUGCGCCAGAUGGGGUAAAGGCAAAGGCCAGCAGAGAAUCCGUGAAGCUGGCCUCCCGCUGAUGCGACCAACUCACCUUGCUGACAGAAACAGAGGGAAGACGCCAGGAAGCCCUCGAGUUCCUCUGUGGUGCUGGAAAGACAUUGGGAAUAUCCCAGCAGGAUAUAUAUGGAAGCCUUAGGGGAGAGCCAGGCUUUACCGCGUGUCCCUCUGGUGAUAACAGGCACCUCCUCUGGCCCUUGGGAAGCGCUUCUUGCAGGAACAGGGGACGGAAACUGGAGAGCCAUCCUGAGGUAGCCUCGCUAGAAAAGACCCCCAGGCUAAAGACGCAAAGGCUGCUAAACCUGACUAUGUAUUAUUGCAUGUACUGCACAAAUCUCCUAAAACUCCACCACAGGAAAUUUCUAUCCCUUUCUGUUGCUGACAGGAUCUCUGUACGUCCCAGGGGGCAGGCACAAAGGGCAGAGCGCUGUUUAGAUUGCUGACUGGUGCCUCCUCCUCAGGACACUUACUGACUUCAACUGUCAUCAAGGCUCACUGGUGUGGGUAAUGGUCUCAAAACAGGACAGUGGGAUUCUUUUCAAAACCAAAUGCCAGCACGGCUCUGUUACCUUAGGAGACACUGGGAACACUUUACUGUUGUGAAGUGGAUUAUAAACAUCUAUGAUUUCAUUGGAGUUAUUUUAAUUUUUGACUCACUGUUUACGACGAUAAGACAAUGAGCAACUCUUCGAUCAGCUGCAAUGUGGACUCGAAAAUCGACCAUCUUUUCCAGCCAACUUUGUACAUCGUGGUGAUGGUCCUUGGCUUGCCCACCAACUGCAUGGCCCUCUGGGCGGCCUACCUGCAGGUCAGACAGAAGAACGAGCUUGGAAUCUACCUGAUCAACCUCUCCAUCGCAGACCUCUUGUACAUCGCUACCCUACCACUCUGGAUCGACUACUUCCUCCACCACGACAACUGGAUCCACGGGCAGGAGUCCUGCAUGCUCUUUGGUUUCAUCUUCUACACCAACAUCUACAUCAGCAUCGCCUUCCUCUGCUGCAUCUCCGUGGACCGCUACCUGGCUGUGGCUCAUCCGCUGAAAUUUGCCAGGAUCCGCAGGGUCAAGACUGCGGUGCUGGUUAGCAUCGUCGUCUGGGCCAUCGAGAUCGGGGCCAACUCCACGCCCCUCUUCCACAACGAGCUCUUCAAGGACCGCUACAACCACACCUUCUGUUUUGAGAAGUAUCCCAUGGAGGACUGGGUGGCCUGGUUGAACCUGUACCGCAUAUUUCUGGGCUUCCUGUUCCCCUGGAUCCUCAUGCUGUUCUCCUACCAUGGGAUCCUGAAGGCCAUCAAAGGGAACAUCUCCACGGAGAAGCAGGAGAAAGCCAAGAUCAAGCGCCUGGCCCUCAGCCUCAUUGUGAUUGUCCUCUUCUGCUUCGCCCCUUACCACGUCAUCCUGCUGUCUCGCAGCGCCGUGUUCCUCAGCAAGCUGUCCGACUGCAGCUUCGAGGAGAACAUCUUCACGGCCUACCACAUGUCCCUGGCGCUCACCAGCCUCAACUGCGUGGCCGACCCCAUCCUGUACUGCUUCGUCAACGAGGGGGCCCGCCACGACGUGACCCGUGCCCUGAGCACCCUCACGCGCAUCUUCACCAAGGCCCGGCGACCCGAGAUCUUGACCAGCGCCUCCGUCACCGUGGAGACGCCGCUGUCCUCCAAGAAGCCCAGCUUCUACAACGAGGCCAAGACGGAGCUGGUGGCCCUGCGAGAGGAGUGCCUUCAGAUGAAAAUACUGAGUAUCAAAAAAUAAAGGGCAGAAGCCCGCCAAGACUGAUGGCUCGAUUCUGUUUUGAGAGCGUACUUUAUUUUACUCCGUUUUGUUUUUUUGUAAGUGUUUUGUGUAAAUCAGGGUUAUGAGCAAUCACGGUUUGUUUCCCGUAAAACCAUGCAACAUUUUGCUAUUAAAGUUACUACUGAGGAAGGGUUGCCAUAUUUAUGUCCAAUAAGUAACUUGAGGGGAAUUAAACUGUAACUCAUUGCGACAAAAAGUCAAAUGUUUUUAAUGAUGUACAAACCAAGUUCAGCGUUUAAAGAUUAAACACGAACAGACACGACAAAGAGAGCUGUGCAGCACUGUGGGUUAACUCUUCUUCCAGAGCUCAGCAGCUUCCAGAUCGUGGAGUUUAUUUUAUUUGUAUCAGAGCUGCAAUGAUCCUUUGUCUGUUUCUUUGGAACUGCAUAGCCAUAGUUUUGUUUCUAUAAGAAGGUUAAUUUAUUGUUUUAAAUUCACAAAUAAUUUCAAACGCACAGUUAGCUGAAAUUGCUACCAAAAGAGGAGUUCUUAUCAUGCUUUGGAAGGUUUUGUCUUAGUGCACAUUGCAGUCACAGUCACUUUAUAAGUUAUUUUGCUAUGUUUUAUAUAUCUUUUGUUCUGUUUUCUUGUAAAAUAACUGUACAAAGUUAUGGUAACCACAAAUGGAAUGAGACAAUUAUUCUUGGUAAACAGGGCUUAUUUAAUGUUUGCUCCUAAUAUUAAAAUGAUUUUAUAUUUUAAAUUCA
Messenger RNA from Lepisosteus oculatus (spotted gar), 3736 nucleotides. It is a transcript of the gene gpr4, whose product is annotated as G protein-coupled receptor 4. Gene Ontology annotation, molecular function: G protein-coupled receptor activity. Gene Ontology annotation, cellular component: membrane. NCBI's taxonomy places the organism in Eukaryota, Metazoa, Chordata, Actinopteri, Semionotiformes, Lepisosteidae. The record is from RefSeq and is a predicted model, not a curated record. Gene Ontology annotation, biological process: G protein-coupled receptor signaling pathway.